This is a messenger RNA of Candidozyma auris, 1230 nucleotides long. RefSeq names its product proteinase A (gene APR1). The coding region runs from base 1 to 1230 and encodes 409 amino acids. Lineage: Eukaryota; Fungi; Ascomycota; Pichiomycetes; Serinales; Metschnikowiaceae. The record is from RefSeq and is a predicted model, not a curated record. Gene Ontology annotation, molecular function: aspartic-type endopeptidase activity. The transcript has a single exon. Gene Ontology annotation, cellular component: fungal-type vacuole.
AUGAAGUUGUCCACCACCAUCGUCGCCGUGGCAGCCGUCUUGUUCGGUUCCACCGACGCCAAAAAGUUCUCCGCCAAGCUCAACAAGAUCCCUGUGGAGGAGUCUCUCGACGCCUUCAGGUUCCAUGAAUACACCCUGGCGUUGGCCCUGAAAUACAUGGACGCCUAUGCUGCCGCUGGCUACGGUGGCUCUUUCAGGGACAAGCAAGAUGUGGCAAAGAUUCCUCUCGUUUCUGAAGGGGGCAAGCACGAGGCUCCGCUCACCAACUACUUGAACGCCCAGUACUUCACCGAGAUCCAACUCGGCACUCCGGGCCAGACCUUCAAGGUGAUUUUGGACACAGGCUCUUCCAACUUGUGGGUGCCUUCCAAGGACUGCAGCUCCUUGGCUUGUUUCUUGCAUUCCAAGUACAACCACGACGAGUCGUCCACGUACAAGGCCAACGGGUCUGAGUUUGAGAUCCAGUACGGCUCGGGCUCUAUGGAGGGCUACGUAUCGGAGGACACCUUGGCCAUUGGCGACUUGGUCAUUCCCAAACAGCUGUUUGCGGAGGCCACUUCCGAGCCGGGAUUGGCCUUUGCCUUUGGUAAAUUCGACGGGAUUUUGGGGUUGGCCUACGACACUAUUUCUGUCAACAAGAUCGUUCCUCCAAUCUACAAUGCUAUCAACCAGGGUCUCUUAGAGUCUCCGCAGUUUGGCUUUUACCUUGGUGACACCAACAAGAACGAGAACGACGGCGGCUUGGCCACGUUUGGAGGCUAUGACGAGUCCCACUUCAAGGGCUCCCUCACUUGGUUGCCUGUUAGAAGAAAGGCCUACUGGGAAGUGUCCUUUGACGGUAUUGGCUUGGGCGACGAGUACGCUGAGUUGACCUCCACUGGUGCUGCCAUUGACACCGGUACCUCGUUGAUUACUUUGCCAUCAGCUUUGGCUGAGCUUGUCAACGCCAAGAUCGGCGCCACCAAGUCGUGGUCCGGCCAGUAUCAGGUGAACUGUAACACGAGAGACGAUUUGCCCGACUUGACCAUGACCUUCUCUGGCUACAACUUCACCUUGUCUCCAUACGACUACACCUUGGAGGUGUCUGGCUCGUGCAUUUCUGCCUUCACGCCAAUGGACUUCCCCAAGCCAAUUGGCGACUUGGCCAUUGUGGGUGAUGCUUUCUUGAGAAGAUACUACUCAGUCUACGACUUGAAGAAGGAUGCUGUGGGAUUGGCCCCCGCCAAGUAA